AUAUUGCGAUUUACGAAUCAAACACCAAUCACUGUUUAUCUUCAGAAAAGGACAAAGACAUUUGUCUUGGCUUGGCGAAAAGUGGUUCGCGAUAUUAUCGUAAAUCCCAUCUGUCCUCGAGUUCACGCCGGAUGUGUUAAUGACAGCGAUUAUUUGCGAAUGAAGAAAUGCUUAAUUAUGAAAUAUGCGGAAUGUUUGAUCUCAGAUGUUCGAUAA
Molecule: messenger RNA, 216 nt
Organism: Gongylonema pulchrum
Lineage: Eukaryota; Metazoa; Nematoda; Chromadorea; Rhabditida; Gongylonematidae
Source: the annotation of a GenBank genome assembly